Messenger RNA from Oreochromis niloticus (Nile tilapia), 838 nucleotides. RefSeq lists its product as uncharacterized. Gene Ontology annotation, biological process: positive regulation of Rho protein signal transduction; phospholipase C-activating G protein-coupled receptor signaling pathway. The record is from RefSeq and is a predicted model, not a curated record. Gene Ontology annotation, molecular function: G protein-coupled receptor activity. The coding region runs from base 1 to 708 and encodes 235 amino acids. Gene Ontology annotation, cellular component: plasma membrane. The transcript is spliced from 3 exons. NCBI's taxonomy places the organism in Eukaryota, Metazoa, Chordata, Actinopteri, Cichliformes, Cichlidae.
AUGUGGAUCAACAUAUGUGUCUGCCUUCCUUUGACUAUACUGAUCCUCUACUGUGUGUCUUAUAUGGUGCAGAAGAGUCAGGUCUCUAUCAUCUAUUACACAAAUCUCCUCAUCACCAAUCUAAUCCACAUCUGCAUAAUGACCAUUUGGGUGACAAGAGUGGAAAGCAUCAUCACCGUCAUUAUUUAUUACUGUGUUAUGAUGGCCAACCUUUACUUCAGGAUGUGCAUUGUUCUGGAAAGGUAUUUUUCCAUCAUGCACCCACUGCUGGACUGUGUCAGACAACCGAAGAGUUCGGUGAUGGUCUGCGUUCUGGUCUGGGCAUUUUGUAUUGUCAGUGUCCCUCUUGUCAUAGUCUUACAAGAAUUUCAACAGUUACUUGUUUAUGCCAUUGUCCCUGCUCCUGUGUUCCUCUUCUGUUCAACUCAGUCCUGCGGAGCCCUGCCUGCUGCCACCUCAAUGUCCACUGAGGAAAAAAAGAGAAGUCUAGGAACUCUGACUCUGUUGUCCUUUAACUACUUUCUGGGAACCCUUCCCACAAUGAUCUUUGAUAUUCUAGUCAUGCAAAGUUAUAUUAACUGGAUUGUCUUUCUGCUUGUUCCUUUUGCGGAGUUGAUUCUGUUUUUUCUCAUCCUCACUGUAUGUGUGUGGUGUGUGAACAGCACUGCAGCAGAUGAAGAAGAUGAUGAUGAGUCUGGCUUAUUUUAGAACAGACGUGAGUCUUGAUGAAAACAGAGUCAAGAGAGAGAAACAAGGAUGCAAAUGGUUGAAGAGUUUCUGAGAAAUGAGGCAAAAAAAACCCAUCCUUCACAAAUAGUGUUGCACGAGGACAUCAGAC